Messenger RNA from Perca fluviatilis (European perch), 2432 nucleotides. RefSeq names its product stress response protein NST1. The record is from RefSeq and is a predicted model, not a curated record. Gene Ontology annotation, molecular function: neuropeptide hormone activity. The transcript is spliced from 2 exons. Bases 259 to 2280 code for a protein of 673 amino acids. NCBI's taxonomy places the organism in Eukaryota, Metazoa, Chordata, Actinopteri, Perciformes, Percidae.
GAAAACAUUCACUCAAUUGUACAUUAGCACCAGGGCUGCUGCCAUACAAACACACUACACAACUAAAUAAAGAUCCGCCAGCUUUUUAUCUUCUUGAUGUUGGUCACAGGCUAAAGAGAGAGGGGGGAAAGACAGAAAUUCUCUCAGGUGAUCCACCAUUCAUGAAAUAAUCUUGGCUUUACCCGCGUUGUGAGUUUCACCACUUCCCCACCCCACAGUGGGACUCCAGGUGCGUAACCUCCCUCCUGCCAGUUCUGCAUGGUCAUGACCUGUCAUCACGCCCCUUCCACAGCCCACCUCAUCCUAUUGGUCCUGCUCAUUGUCACUCCACAUCUGGCUGGCACCAACCCUGUGUGGGGUGAGGGAAGGGAGGGAGGGGUGGAGGGGCGCACCCGGACAGACCUUAAAAAGGACAACCUCGCCCCCUUUCUCUCACCCCCAGCCCAGAGUCUCUCCAGCCCUGACAACGUGUCGCUAGACCGGGGCCGGGGCCUGGGUCAAGAUAACCAAUCAGAUAACUUGAUGGACCCUGCGCAGGUGCUCGCUGUUCUUCUGGAGGCCCUGGACCACCCAGGGGAGAGUGAAAUCCAGGCGAGCAGAGACAGAGACUGGGAAGAGGAUCAGAGUCAGGAGCUGCCCUCCAAUGAAGGCCUGGAGGGUGGUGAGAUAAGGAGAACAGGGGAGACAGGGGGAGAGAGGGGGGUGGAGGAGGAGGGGCGAGUGGCUGAUAAGGCUAUUGAACAGCUAAUUGUAAGCCAUUUGACAGCUGCUCAGGGUGAUGAAUUAAAGGAAGGGGAUGAGGAGGAUAAAAACACAAGGUCAGAGCAGGAUCAAGGGUGGUCCAUGGAGGAUGUUGGAGCUGAUAAUGUAAAUGAGGAAGAAGGGAAAGAAGAUGAGGGGCAGGAGGAGGAAAAUUAUUUAGAAAGUUUCUUAAACAAGGCCAGACUAAGUUCCGCCUCACAGGGAGAUGAUCCUUCUCUGCAGCGCAAAAUAAGAGGCUACUUCCAAAACAUUGACUUGGGUCUCCAAGAUAAUGAGAUCCUGCCUCCUCUGAAGGGCUACAAGGCAUACAACACUCAGCUAGCACGAGCCGGAAAGAAGCUGCACUGGGAGGAGAACCAGUCCCGUAACCGACCCACCAAGGGGGGCAACUUCAUGGAUGACUUUGAGGAUGAGGGAGAGGAGCUGGAGGAGGAGGUUGAAGAAGAAGAGGAGAGCCUCUCCCACAUGGCAGAGGAGGCGAGAGCACUCGCAGAGAAACAGGAGGUGCUCCGGCAGCAGGAGGAGGCGGAGAGAGCCAGAGAGGAGGAGCAAAGGCUGGCAGACAUCGCCUCUGACAUGCUGCUGCAGUACAUGGGGAGGAAGCAGCAGUCCUACAUGAAGCCCAGGCAGAAAAGCAGCAUGGGGGCCGCCAGCAACACCGCCGAGGACAAGCGUUCCGAGGAGGUCAUCUCCGAUGAAGACGACCUGGACCAGCAAAUGAUCGACAGGCUGAUUGAGAUCAGCAGCAAGCUGCAUCUGCCUGCUGAUGAUGUGAUUGAGAUUAUCAGUGAUGUGGAGGAGAAGAAGAAGAAAAGAAAAGAGUUGCAACAGCUACCUACCAACAACAACCCUGUCGCCCCGCGCUUCAGGCCUCUGGUACCUCCUCCUCUGGCUGUUCCGCCUAUCUACCACUACACUGCCUCAAAAAACCCCAAGAAAGCCCCUUAUAGGUUCAACAAGUCCAACAAGAAAUGGCACAAGGACAAAGUCAAGUCAUACAAACAGGACUAUUGGUAUAAGCCUCAGAAGCAGCUUGACUACUGGUAUAAACCCCAGAAACAGUUUUUAGCCUUUCCCUCUUAUCCAUACUACCAGAAGCCAUAUCGAGCAUACUACCCUGUUUAUUUCCCAUAUCCCAAACCACAAUAUUAUGGCAAACCCUCCCCUUCCAGAGACCAGCCAUUCGGCCCCCAGGAACUUGACCUCCAGACCCCAAGGCGCAGGCACAGGGCUGGGGGUAAGAACCGUGGGCAGGGCUGGAGGCAGCAGCCAGCUCCACGCCUGCCUAUUACCCCUUAUAUCUCUAACUAUAUCCUUCCUCACCCACGGACCUACCAACCCCUACCUCCGCCCAAACCAAUAACCACGCCCACUAGAGGCAGGCGACCCCCAUACUACUAUCAACAAGUCACACCGGGAGAUGAUUAUGAGGAAGAUGGGCUGGUGCCUCAGCUGGACAGUGAGGAGGAACUGGAAAAUUUUAUUGAGAGGAUCUACAUGAAACGCAGAAUGUACUGAGAGACUUUUUGGACAUUUGUCAGAUCAGAGAGACUGACAGAGGUGGGAUAGAUAUACAGUAGCUGGAGAAAAGCUAAAAGAGAGGUGAAAAAAAGAAUGUGUUUUGAACCUGAUGGAAAUUUAAGGGCCAAGAAGUAAAAAAAUAAGAUUUA